Symbiodinium sp. CCMP2592 is the source of this 1371-nucleotide messenger RNA. The record is from the annotation of a GenBank genome assembly. Lineage: Eukaryota; Dinophyceae; Suessiales; Symbiodiniaceae.
AUGACGAACGAGGACUUCGAGCACUUGUGGCAAGAGCUGUUGAUGCAGAUCUGCGGGCUUCAUCCGGAUUCAAAAGCAAACCUGGAGUCCGAGCAAAGGUUUGAUUCACUGGCCAAGGACCUGCAGCUGUCUGAGCGUUACGCAAGAUGUCCAGGGUUGAGGAAGCGCAUGGCAUCCUGCGGCGGACUUCGCAAGCUGUGGGAGCACUGCCACUCCUUAUCUAGCUGCGAUGCUGCAUGGGCGCAGCUCGUAGCAGAUCUGGUAUGCUUCUCUAUAAGCGGUAGCUCCAAGAUUCCAGAUGCAAAGCUGGCUGCCCAUCUGCGCAGCCGACUCGGCAUGGCCGAGCGAUUAAAGGAACACCCAGCUCUCAGCAUUUGCAUCAACCGUGAAGGAGGCCUCUGCAAUCUGUGGAGGAAGAUUCACCAACAGACCACCGAAAGCCAAGCAGCAGGGGCAGCGCAUGCCAUGCUUUGGCCACACUGCCCGGCGACACAUCCCAUGGGCUGGACUUGGACGGCGCAUCCCUGGCAUGAGUACGCGGGGCACGCUGGGCAGCACAAUGCUCGAGCCCAGGUAGAGCGAGGCGACAUUGCCAGGGAGAUUUGGAUCGCAGCGGGAGAGUCUUUAGAAAGCUUCCGUGAGGAUUUGAGGUCUUGGUUUCAGCGGGCCGGCUGCCAGUGCAUCUCAUUGCCACUCGCUGCUGAACAGAUUGAGCAAAGGACGCAUGCAUCAGCAGCUGUUUUCGGGACUCUGUGGAACAUUGACAGCGGCAUGCUCCUGGGAGAUUGCGAAGGGUUGUUCGCAGAGAGCCUGGCGGGGGCUGAAAUCCAUGUGCUGGUGUUUGAGGACGGCUUCCGAGACUUCCCAGAAGGUGGUUCUGAACCAGCAGAUAUGAAUGCCGUGGGCAACAUCAACCGCACCUUGCAAGCCUUUGCAGCACCACCAGAUUCAGCAGGUACUGGCAGGCUUCUUCGAAGCACCUUUCGGAGCUUGCAUGUUUUUGGGCAUGACUGCUACGUGCAGGUUCUAGCCCGGCACUUUGCGGCUCAUAUGCGCAAGAGUCGCAGGGCACUCACAGAGAAGCAUCUUGUGGAAGAGAUCUUAGAGAGCUCACAGAGCGGAGCGGCCAAUGAUUCGCCCAAUGGUAUUUUGGUGAGUCGCGCGGUUCCAACAGUUGCAGAGCUUUUAGACUGCAAUGCCGCGUCUGGCCCGUCCACACUGCUAGUCAUGCCGACGACGUUUCUGCGAAAGGCCGAAAAUGGAAGGACUGGCGAAGUCUGCGUCCCAGCAGCCGGAGAGUGGGCCACCGCUUUGACAUUGACAAACACACGUGCAAGAUUUGACACCGCCAUCGACCCUCUUGGCGAGUGA